CCUGAGAGGGAAAACCCUUUCUAGUGUUCAGUGCUAGAUCAAUGGCCAGGAAUCCAGUUUCCUCCCUCCCAUUUUGACCUGACGGUGGGGUGUUUGCGUGUGCCAGGAGGGGCCCAAGGGCUUUGGUUUAGCCGAAGGGGACUUCUCGAAUCUGUGUUGUUGUCAUCCAUGUGACUUAGGGCAGCUGUAACUCGAUCUGGAAUUUAGGUCCAUGGGAACAGGGAUUCUGUUUUCCUUUCUGAAGACCUUUUUUUUUUUCUGGCCCUGGCUGCUACUGCCUCCAGUUAACGCUACUUCCCUUGUCUCCUUUGGUUCACAGACUGCCUCACUUUACUCCAUUUUCAGGUCCUGAAGUGCGUUUCCUACCUCAGCCACCAGCGUGGCCUAGGCCCGUGGGAGAAGGCAUCCUGUAAACUUUACCAGAGUUUCUCAUUGAAACACACUACUAGUCCCCCGUACCUCAGCACUAUCAUGGAUGUGAUUUAUGCGUGGCUGUUUGUCUUUUCUACUACGUCCCAGGAAGGCAGAGUUCUUGUAAAUUCACUGUUGUCUCCCUCAUUGUUCAGUUGGACCUAUGACAGACAUUUAUUUGUUCAUUCAUUCAUUCAUUUUUGGUUUCUCAAGACAGGGUUUCUCUGAGUAGCCUUAACGGUCCUGGAACUCAUUCUGUAGAGCAGGCUGGCUUCGAACCCAGAGACUAAAGGUGUUGUUCCGCCCCCUUCCCGCACACCCCUCCCAGUAGCCAGACAUCAUGACUCAAGCCCUCACUCCCACACAGACAAGAAGGCUCAAGAGCUGAUAUUCAAAUGUCAGUGCUGCCUUUGCCCAGUCUGGUGUGUCUGUGUCUGAGUCAACAGCAACAGAUCCCACGCUCCCAGUCUCAUGCAGGAUUCCUGGUCUUUAAGCCUGAACUGAUCUCCCGGCUGGAGCAAGGGCAGGAGCCAUGGGUCCUUGAUCUGCAGGGAGCAGAGGGGACAGAGGCACCAAGGAUUUGCCAGACAGACUCCGCUAUUAGAUCUGCUCGCAAGCAGACCUAUGAGUACAUAAGCCUUCUCAAACGGCAGAUUCCUGGCUUUGGAGACAAAUUGGAUUCUAAGGUCUGGUCAGAGAAUUGCCCGAGAAGCCUUGGGCUAAGAGUGAGCAGCUCACUUUUCCAGAAGCACCACUUGAAUAGUGAGACCACAAUGCCCAAGAACUUCACAAAGGAUGCUGUCCAGGAAGGUAAGGAACUGCAGGCCACUGAUCUGGGCUGUCAACCCAAUGGCCAGAGAGAGUGUGUGAAGGGAACAUCAGAAAACUGUGAAGUGUGUGGCCGAGUCUUUAGACCAGCUUUGAACCUGGAUCCAUAUGAAAUGAAUAUACAGGGAAGACCAUACAGAUGUCAUGAGUGCCAGAAAGCAUCAUCUGACUGCACACAGGAGAAAUUCACAAGUAACUGCCAUGGGAAGAAGCCUUAUGGGUGUGAGCAGUGCGGCAAAGUCUUCAGGCUGUGCUCACAACUCAGUCAGCAUCAGAGAAUCCACACGGGAGAGAAACCAUUUAAAUGUGUUGAUUGUGGGAAAGGUUUCCGCCUGAGCUCAAAACUCAUUCAGCAUCAAAGAAUUCAUACUGGAGAGAAGCCUUACAGAUGUGAGGAGUGUGGGAAAACCUUUGGUCAGAGCUCAAGCCUCAUCCAUCAUCAGAGAAUCCACACAGGAGAAAGGCCAUACAGUUGUCAGGAGUGUGGGAAAGCCUUCAGCCAGCAGUCACAGCUCGUCCGGCACCUGAGGACUCACACUGGAGAGAGGCCCUACCCCUGCCAGGAGUGUGGCAAGGCCUUCAGCCAAAGCUCAACUCUAGCCCAGCAUCAGAGGAUGCACACUGGGGAGAAAUCUCAAUUGCCAAGAGCCUCGGAGAGCCCAAGCCUUAUUGCCCGUCAGAGAGCUAACACUGCAGAGAAGCCAUUUAAGUGUGAGGAGUGUGGGAAGGCUUUCAGGUGGGUCUCGCGCCUGAGUCAGCACCAGCUCAUCCACACCGGAGAGAAACCUUACAAGUGCAACAAGUGCACCAAAGCUUUUGGCUGUAGCUCACGGCUGAUUCGCCAUCAGAGAACCCACACCGGAGAAAAGCCGUUUAAAUGCGAUGAAUGUGGGAAGGGCUUCGUCCAGGGCUCGCACCUCAUUCAGCAUCAGCGAAUCCACACCGGAGAGAAGCCUUAUGUGUGUAGUGACUGUGGGAAAGCAUUUAGCCAGAGCUCCAGCCUCAUUUACCACCAGAGGAUCCAUAGGGGAGAGAAGCCAUACGAAUGCCUCCAGUGUGGAAAGGCCUUCAGUAUGAGCACCCAACUCACCAGCCAUCAGAGGAUUCACACUGGGGAGAGACCCUAUAAGUGCAGCGAGUGCGGAAAAGCCUUCAGCCAAAACUCAACCCUUUUCCAACACCAGAUAAUCCACGCUGGGGUAAAGCCCUAUGAGUGUAGUGAAUGUGGGAAGGCCUUCAGCCGGAGCUCCUACCUUAUCGAACACCAGAGGAUACACACUAGAGCCCAGUGGUACUAUGAAUUCGGGAACGCCACCGAAAGUUCCACCCUUCUGAACCAUAAAAAAGUGCACACUGUAAAAAAGUUGCACCAGUGUGAUGAGUGCGAGAAGAUAUUCAGGUGGCGCUCACACCUGAUUAUCCACCAGCGGAUUCACACCGGAGAGAAGCCUUACAAAUGUAAUGCCUGCGGCAAAGCCUUUAACCGGAGCUCCAGGCUUACUCAGCACCAAAAAACUCACACGAGAUAAAUCAUUUACCUAAACGUCCUGGUUACUUCUCAGUGGCUGCGAUGGCACCGUGACCAGGGCAUCUCAUACAAGAGUUUAUGUGGGGUUACGGUUUCUGAGAAUGUUAGUUCCAGAGAGUGUUCAUGGCCAUCUUGGCAGGGAGCAUGGCGGCAGCAGGCAGGCAGGCAGGAUGCUAGAGCAGCAGCUUAGAGCUCAGCCAAUUGCUGAGAGAACAAACCGGAAAGCCCCCAGUCUCACACCUCCUCCCAGGCCACACCUCCUAGUAAUUCAGGAACAGUUGCACCCACUGAGGACCAAGUGUUGAAACAAACGAGCCCAAGGAGGUUGUUCUCAUGCAAACCACCACACUCUAUAAGUAUGUAACUGUGAAUAAGCCAGAAGCCUUAUUUUAUUUGGGUGAUUUAUGCUAACAAACUUGAGGACGCUCAGAUUUGUUCUUAAAGAAUAGUCUACUUAGGAAAUGUUUUAUUUUGUUUCUGUAAUUUACCCACUAAAUAAAAGUGUGUGUCACACAAGGUGUAGCCUGUA
Molecule: messenger RNA, 3296 nt
Organism: Apodemus sylvaticus (European woodmouse)
Lineage: Eukaryota; Metazoa; Chordata; Mammalia; Rodentia; Muridae
Gene: Znf7
Product: zinc finger protein 7
Exons: 4
Coding region: 807-2768 (653 amino acids)
Biological process (GO): regulation of transcription by RNA polymerase II
Cellular component (GO): nucleus
Molecular function (GO): DNA-binding transcription activator activity, RNA polymerase II-specific; RNA polymerase II cis-regulatory region sequence-specific DNA binding
Source: RefSeq, a predicted model, not a curated record